UGUGAGCCUGGGCAGUGCAUUUCAAGAUGGACGCCGCCUUGGUGGAGCAUGUUGUCGCUGAUGCUGGAGCAUUUUUGAAAAGGGCCCCACUUCAGGAAAUUGGUCAAAAUAUCUACACACUGAAGGAUGUCGUCAAUGAAAUUCGGGACAAACCAACGAGAAGAAGCUUAGCCGUCCUCCCCUAUUCACUAAACUACAAGGAUCCUUUUCCUGAGCACGUCCGAUUCGUGACUGAGUUCUCCAAAAAGACGGGAGAUUACCCGAGCCUUUCUGCCACAGACAUUAAAGUUUUGGCACUGACCUACCAGCUUGAACUGGAGAAGGUUGGCUCCAAUCACCUGAAAUCGGAACCUGAUGUGAAGAUCAAGCUUUGCAGCACACAGCGACACCCAGAGGCUCCCGACAAUAUUGCCGGAUUCCACUUUCCUCAUAAACAGAAUUUCCCAGAGCCAAAUAUCAACAGUCAAGCCAACAGAGAGACAAAUGCGCACCAUCCGGCAGAGUCCAACAAUAACAUUUCCAAGGAAACAGACACCACAGAGUUUAACAGCUUUCAGUUUUGGAGAACGUCUUUGCCUAAUAUUGAAGCAGACCUCCUUGAGUUAUUGAAUAUCUCAGACACCCCAGAGACGCCUACCCCUACGCCAACUGUGGAUAAUAAUGUUACAUCUUGCCUCUCCGACACGGUAGAGUUUAACAGCUUUCAGUUUUGGAGAGCUCCUGUCCCUGGCCUUGACGCUGAUCUACUGGAGUUACUGGGUACUGACUCUGUCACGGCUGGAGAAGGUUAUGUGCCUGAACCAUCGCAGCCUUCAGAAGAGAACAACACGUCCACAGACUCUGGAAAGGGCAAAGAGUCAGAUGAAGUCAGCGCUGACUCUCAGGGAGAAAGUGAGGAGGAAGAGGAGGGGGGAAGCAGUGAGGAUGGCGAUGAUGAAGAUGAUGGUGGUGGCUGGAUAACUCCCAACAACAUCAAACAGGUCAAGUUGGAUGCUGGUCAUGGAAAACCAACUGCGGACGUUAAAGUUGGCUGUGUGACAACCGACUUCGCUAUGCAGAACGUUCUCAUCCAGAUGGGACUGAAUGUGCUUUCCCUGAAUGGUAUGCUUAUCAAGAACACCAGGAACUACAUUUUGCGCUGCUACGCCUGUUUCAAGACCACAACCAACAUGAACAAGUCCUUCUGUGCCAACUGUGGCAACAACACACUAAAGAAGGUGGCAGUGACCAUCAAAGAAGACGGGUCUAUGCAGAUGCAUUUCUCCAGAAACCCCAAAGUUUUAAAUCCAAAAGGAUUGAGGUACUCCUUGCCAAAGCCUCAGGGAGGUAAACAUGGCAACAACCCCCAGCUGGUGGAGGACCAGCCGUUUCCACAGCAGAGGGUGUCCAGAAAAGCACGGCAGAAGACGGAUAUCUUCGACCCAGACUAUCUGGCUGGUAACUCGCCCUUCACCGAGAACGAUAUCUACAGUCGCUCUGCUAAUUUGAACAUUCGGGAUCCUCAGCGCAUGGCCGGCGGGGGCUACCGUCGUUCCAACCCCAAUGCAGCCCGCAAGAAGUUUGUUAAAAAGAAGUAGGCACAGCUUCUUGGAAACGUAACAACGGCAUGCGGUGGCGGGACACUUCAGAAGGCCUAUUUUCAAGUGAAACUCCUUUGUUGUGCAUUUCCAGUAUAUGGAUGGUAACAUUUGUGUACUGUAUUUUUCUAUUAAUGAGCUCAUUCUUGUAUUAAUGUUUAAAUCGAUUGAAGUCAUGUGCAGCAUGCAAUUGGAAGUUUAAUUAAUAUUUUAAUGGAAACUAUGUUGAUUCCUACUAGGGUCAUUAAAAGGAUUCGUAACAUACUGUCGAAAUACAGGGAGGGAAAGACAGACUGACAAAAGAAUCACCACUGGGUGUUUUAUGUCUUCGGAUGAUCUCUUUCCCAUUGUAACAUGACAAUAUUUAUUAAACAUUUACAACCCAUUA
This is a messenger RNA of Engraulis encrasicolus (European anchovy), 1965 nucleotides long. It is a transcript of the gene nob1, whose product is annotated as NIN1 (RPN12) binding protein 1 homolog. Bases 27 to 1577 code for a protein of 516 amino acids. The record is from RefSeq and is a predicted model, not a curated record. Gene Ontology annotation, molecular function: RNA endonuclease activity. Gene Ontology annotation, cellular component: preribosome, small subunit precursor. NCBI's taxonomy places the organism in Eukaryota, Metazoa, Chordata, Actinopteri, Clupeiformes, Engraulidae. Gene Ontology annotation, biological process: maturation of SSU-rRNA; ribosomal small subunit biogenesis. The transcript is spliced from 10 exons.